Messenger RNA from Cladocopium goreaui, 1803 nucleotides. The record is from the annotation of a GenBank genome assembly. Lineage: Eukaryota; Dinophyceae; Suessiales; Symbiodiniaceae.
AUGUCCAGCUAUCCACACCUUGCGCUCGAAAAGAUGGUCAGAGAAAGUUCAGGUGCAUGCAUGAUCACGGUCGAAAAGGGCUACUGGUCCCCUUGCAUGCGAGAGACAUGGAUGCCUCACGUCAACAUUUGUGGAGAUGACGGCUGCGACGUGCAUUCGACUGGCACUGGCGUCUGUUCAGUGAGGGUUGAUGGGGCAGCCUACUCGUUGACGCAUUGCGGCGUCUUCCCCGCACCAGCUGUGAAUCAAGCGCAAGGGAAAGAUGUGCAUUUGUUCUGCCCAGCGGCCGUACCCAUUGCCGUCUUCCCUAUUUUGAAGUGCGCUCAUACCGCACUGUCCCAGUGGCUGGCGAAGCUGGAAAGCGCUGAGACCCAGCAGGCCGUGUGGAAGUUGCUCAGCGAGUUCCACCUGUCCGGAAAGGUCAGUUAUUUGGAAGCGGCCAAGAAACGGCAUCACUAUGCCGAGGUCAACAAACUUUGGCUUCAGAAUGAGGUGAACUAUGGUGGUCCAGAAUCCUUCUUCAAUACUUUACUUGAUGACGUGAAUUUGCUGGGGCACAACGCCACCUUGCCCUCCAAAGUGGGCUGGUCCCUGAAAUUCACCUCCCGUUUGUUGUUUGCCACCGGUGGCUCCUUGCUCCCCGACAGCCACCUCUAUCUGCCCCCACACCUCUGUGGUGCUUGCUGUGCCACCGGUCGCAACCGCCUUCCUGUCGUGGUGGUGCGAAACCCCUUCAGUCGAUUGGCGUCCGGCUGGCGUUUGACUGUGUUCCUUCCACUUCAAUGGUCCUUGCAGCGGCCGCUCAACAGCACAGACCUGGGUGCGCAAGAUACGGUGGCAGCGCUACAAGAACUCUCCGAUUUUGGAAGUUUUGUCUCUUUUGUGCAACUGUUGCUGGCUGGCAAAGCUGCUCUGAACACUGUCCUGGAGGUGGCCAAAGCCGAGCGCUUGAUUGACGGCCGUGUGCCGGUUUGGCCGGCGAGCCAUCCCUUGAGUCUUGGUGAUUUGCUGCACCUGAUUCCGGUGAGCGAAUUCUUGCAGACGGCGCCAAAAGAGUGGCGGCAGCAGAAAAUGAUGUUUCUGCACAUGGAACAUUUGGAGGAAGAUCUAGAGACCUUGGCAAAAGUCCUAUGUUCCAGCUACAGCUACUGUGAAAAACUGCCCAGUUUUCCACACAUCAAGCCCACUGAUGAACAUCCCCGAGAGCAGUGGGGACAAGCUGAGCAAUCGAGCUGGAUUUAUUUUCGCAAGCGAUUGCAGUGGACCCCAAACCUGGCCGAGCAGGCCGCCGGGAUCUAUUCGGAGGACUUCCAGCUGUUGGGCUAUGAUCCCAGACGUCCGGAGCAACAGGAUCCAUUGCAUCCGCCGGACUUGCCAGGGAUGAAAGUUGCUCCCCUUGAAGCCAGAAAUAUUGUGCCCUUGGUCUACGUGUGGCUUGUCGCCAUUUGCGUCAUGCUAUCGCGAACUCGCUUUGGGGGACCUCUGGCAGUGAAUAUCGGUGGCCGAGCCAUUGUUCAGCACAGCCUGUUGCAGAUCUUCGUUGGAGCCUCCAUCGGCUUCCCGCUGGGUGUUGCAGCUUUCUGGUUGUACCUUGGGCAAAGAGGCUGGUGGCUGGGAGUGGUUCUGGCACUGGUUGUGAUGUCUCUGGUCACGGUUCUGGCAUCGAUUGUUCAACGGAUCCCUCCUCCAAAGGUGGAGCGAAAGGACAGCGAAUCAGCAGAUAACGACACCACUGGAAGCGGAACUCCAGAGGUGCUGGACUUUGGAGCCAAUCAAUCUUCGAACUUGGAUGGCACCAAAUAA